Jatropha curcas is the source of this 2445-nucleotide messenger RNA. The record is from RefSeq and is a predicted model, not a curated record. NCBI's taxonomy places the organism in Eukaryota, Viridiplantae, Streptophyta, Magnoliopsida, Malpighiales, Euphorbiaceae.
CAUUUCUUGACUCGCCCAACAGAGUACAUCACCAAUCUGCUUUUCUAGUGGAAAAGUUUGAACUUUCAAGAACUUGCUAAUUUUGAAACAAUAAGAAUAGUUGCACUCCUUGAGAAAAGAAGUCCUUUUACGGCUCUAUCUCAGAUAUGAAUCUUGAAAUGACUUCAAUAUUAUGGAACUAAAGCUCAUUAGCAACGGCUAGCCCUAUUUCCAGCAAGCCAAACUGUCAUUUCCUGGCUCCCAUAUGUCACUAUAAGAUACUAGUCAAACCCACAAAAAUCCAACCUCGGUAUCUGUUGUAUACCUCUUUUUCCACAUUAUAGAUCAGUCAAACAAAAAGUGGGUUAUAUGGGUACAGUUUAUACGUGGCAGUGAGCCUCUUGAGUUUUGAGUGGUGAUCAAUAUCAGGAAAUUUAGUACUUUUGUCUUAAUUUUGCUUCUCUUUCUCAUUAGCCAAACUGCUUCCUUGGAUCAUUGCUUCAAUUUAUCACGCAUGAGCUAUAAGAACUUCACAAAUUCUGCAGAGUAGCCAGUUCCAAAGAAUAGGCAAAGAAGAGAACAUUUGUAAGAAGUCAUGGCAGAAGAGGAUAUAUAUACAAAAGAUGGGACAGUGGAUUACCGUGGGAAUCCUGCUAAUAAAAAGGAAACUGGAACAUGGAGAGCCUGCCCCUUCAUAAUAGGAAAUGAAUGUUGUGAAAGAUUAGCCUAUUAUGGGAUGAGCUCCAAUUUGGUUCUUUAUUUCAAGAACAUAUUAAAUCAGGACAGUGCUACUGCCACUAAAAAUAACUCUGAUUGGAGUGGAACAUGCUAUACCACACCGCUGAUCGGAGCAUUUUUGGCUGAUGCUUUUCUAGGAAGAUAUCGGACUAUUGCAAUUUUCAUGAGUAUUUAUGUCAUUGGGAUGACGCUUUUAGCUCUGUCAGCAUCAGUCCCAGGUCUAAAGCCAAAAUGUUAUUCAAAAAAUGACUGUGAUCCGACUGAUGGACAAAGUGCAGCAUGCUUUGUAGCACUUUACCUGAUAGCACUAGGCACUGGAGGGAUUAAGCCUUGUGUGUCGUCAUAUGGAGCAGAUCAGUUUGAUGAUACAGAUGAGGUUGAGAAGAAGCACAAAGGCUCUUUCUUCAACUGGUUCUACUUCUCAAUUAAUGUCGGAGCUCUUAUUGCUUCUUCCGUGCUUGUUUAUGUACAAGACAACUGGAGUUGGGGAUGGGGUUUUGGCAUUCCUGCAAUAGCCAUGUUAAUUGCUCUUACAAGCUUCUAUUUAGGUACUAGAUUGUAUAGAAACCAAAAACCAGGAGGCAGCCCUCUUACACGUCUCUUCCAGGUGAUAGUGGCAUCCAUUAGGAAAUACAAAGUAAAAGUGCCUGCUGAUAAGUCUCUGUUACAUGAGACAGCAGAUGCUGAAUCCAACAUCAAAGGGAGCCGCAAGGUUGAGCACACCAAAGAUUUCAGUUUCUUUGACAAGGCAGCAGUGGAAACCGAAAAAGAUAAUGUAAAAGAAUCAGUAGACCCAUGGAGACUUUCCACAGUAACUCAAGUUGAGGAGUUAAAAUCAAUCAUUCGGUUGCUUCCUAUAUGGGCUACUGGUAUAAUCUUCGCUGCAGUGUACAGCCAAAUGAGCAACUUAUUUGUAUUGCAAGGAGAUCAGAUGAAUAAAUAUGUUGGCAAUUCCAGUUUCAAGAUCCCAUCUGCGUCUCUUUCUGUUUUCGACACCCUUAGCGUCAUUUUCUGGGUUCCAAUCUAUGACAGAAUCAUUGUUCCAGUAGCAAGAAAAUUCACAGGCCAUAAAACUGGCUUGACUCAACUACAAAGAAUGGGAAUUGGCCUUGUGAUAUCAGUAUUUGCAAUGGUAUCUGCUGCAGUACUAGAAAUGAUAAGACUCGCAAUGGUUGAAAGACACAAUAUUUAUGAAGUUAAAGAAGUACCCAUAUCAGUAUUCUGGCAAGUUCCACAAUAUUUCCUUAUAGGAUGUGCAGAAGUAUUCACAUUCAUCGGACAAUUAGAAUUCUUCUACCAAGAAGCGCCAGAUGCAAUGAGGAGCUUAUGUUCUGCUUUGUCUCUUACCACAGUCGCACUUGGUAAUUACUUGAGCUCUCUUCUCGUACUAAGCUCUCUUCUCGUAACUAUUACCAUGAGCAUUACUGCAAAGAAUGGAAAACCAGGGUGGAUACCAGACAAUUUAAAUUAUGGUCACGUUGAUUACUUCUUCUGGGUAUGGGCAAUACUAAGUGUGCUAAAUUUAGUGGCUUUUCUUUUGAUAUCAAAGUGGUAUACAUACAAGAUUCCUGUGGGAACUCUUCGUUGAUCAUCAUCUCUUGGAUUUGCUGUUGUGUCGUUGAAAAAACUGUGAAAAAACAUAUCAUAGAAAAUAUAUCAUGUUAGUGAUGAAGAUUGUAUUUCUUUUACCAGAAAUGGGUAAAAUAUAAUUAAAAAUUUUACAACAAA